CGAUGAAUACUCGUACUAGCGCGAGUCAUUUCGAGCAUCGGGAGCGCUGGGUGGCUAUGCACUGCUAAAUUGCUAUAUAAGACAGGCACAAAUCACUAGUACUGGACAUCUGACCCGCGGUAUACUCUCUGCUCUGAGUUCCACCAUGCCUAUUUCUAUUGACGCGUCCAAGCAUCUCGUCAAGGCCGUUACGGUCUUCAGCUCCUCUAAGGCUGAGGUCGUCCGUACCUUUACCGUAGACCUCGAAGAAGGGCAAAAUGAGCUCUCCAUCACCAGUCUUCCAUCUUGUAUGGACACCGACUCUGCACGCGUCACCGGUCUCGGAGACGCCGUGCUCUUUGAUGUUGUGUGUACUGUUAUCGAUGCGCGUGAUAUGCCUCCCAGCUCGGACGGUGACGCGCUGAGGGCACUUGAGCGUCGCCGCGAAGUGCUAGAGGGUGAGAAGUCAUUACGCGGCAGAGCAGCAGAUAUCAUGGUGCAAUAUGGGCGCUCUAUGAACGCGGAGUACACUACUCCCGAUGUUGUAACCUCGUUCGUGGACACACUCGUUAAACGCGGCGCAAAUUCACUUGACGAAGCUAAAGUAUACGACGAGCAACUCGCAGAGUUAGACAAAGAGAUUGAGAAAGAGAAGCGAAGACUGCAGAAAGAACGUCAGAAGCCUGCGGCUCGCGGUCGGGUCACCGCCGUCAUCAUGGCUAAGCGCGCUCGUAAAAUUGAAGUUACGCUUACCUAUAUGGUGAGCAAUGCGUCGUGGUCCCCGUCUUAUGACUUGCGCGCUAUCACGGAGGAUGGUAAGCCUUCUCGUACUGUGUCGCUGCACUAUCGUGCGUCCAUCCAGCAGAAUACUGGCGAGGAUUGGCGGGACACGGCAGUCUCUGUCAGCACUGCAACCCCAGGGACAUGGUCAUCCAUCCCAAGUAGACGAGCCAUGAAGAUCAGCCCUGGACAAAAUACGGUCUUUGCCAGCAAGAGCAUAGGCGCGAUGAAGGCAAGUGCGCCUGUCCAACGUCAAGUGAUGCAGCAGCAGCAACAGGUUACAUUUGGAAAUUCAGCUACCAAUAACGCGAACACUAGCUCCGGACUCUUUGGCCGGGCUCCUCUUCCUCCUCCCCCUCCUGGCUCUGCUCCUGCACCACCGCCGGCUGCAACAAUGGCUUUUGGCGGCGCGCGCCGGCGUUCUGCACAUGCUGCACCAGGUCCUACCGGAGCUGCCGAGGUUGUUGACGAUUGGCAACCUGUCGAGACUUUUGUUGAGACUGUUCAAGAACCAGAAGAUGUCGUUGCGAGUGACAACGAUGACGCAGCGUGGGGUGAAACGAAGACGAUCGUGACAGAAAGUGCCGUGGCCAGCUCCUUCCGGAUUGACGGGGACUGUACGAUUCCCAGCGAAUUAACCGCGCACAAGGUCGCCAUUGCUCUUUUGUCCUUUGAUGCGAAGGUGAACUAUAUUGCGGUUCCACGGUCAGCCCCAAUGUCAUUCCUUCAGUGCGAAGUCAAGAACACCAGCCAAUAUCGCUUGCUUCCUGGCUCUGUGAAUGUAUUCUUGGACAACAGUCCUGUGUCAAAGACCAAUAUCUUUGAUAUCAAUCCGGAGGAAGUCUUCAAAUGUACGCUCGGACCAGAUCCUGCCUUGCGUAUCAAGUGUACUCGUAUGCCGCCGGUUGUUACGACUUCCGGCUCUAUGUACGUUGCGCAGACGAAGAUCACGACGUACAAGAUCUGUACGACUGUGCAGAACGGACAUAGCUUCCCUGUAAAGGGUUUGCAAGUCCGUGAUACUGCUCCUAAUACUGGGGAGGCUGCAGAAAACAAGGAAAUUAAAGUCGUGAUCAAACUUCCUGAAGGCCUGGCUGAAGCUGCUCCUAACGCAAUCGUUGAUGUUCCGAAGGCAUCUGUGCCUGGAAAAUCUUCAGUGAAGGUGCGUUGGGAGCCAACAGGUGGUGCGAAGGAGGGCAUGUACGUGUGGUUGGUGGACUUGGGUCCUGGAGAGGAGGUCAAGUUGGAGGCGGAGUACGAGGUUCGUGCUCCCGAGAACUAUGUGUGGCACAUGCGCGAGGAGCACUUCAAUUGAUUGACGGUUUAUUUAAACCAUUCUCAAUUGGCCAAUGAUGUACGGUAUCUAGUGUACUUGUAUCUAAAGUUGUCCCGCAACGCGG
Messenger RNA from Fomitiporia mediterranea MF3/22, 2159 nucleotides. RefSeq lists its product as uncharacterized. Bases 146 to 2074 code for a protein of 642 amino acids. NCBI's taxonomy places the organism in Eukaryota, Fungi, Basidiomycota, Agaricomycetes, Hymenochaetales, Hymenochaetaceae. The record is from RefSeq and is a predicted model, not a curated record. The transcript is spliced from 4 exons.